Messenger RNA from Scatophagus argus, 880 nucleotides. RefSeq names its product apolipoprotein D-like. The transcript is spliced from 5 exons. Lineage: Eukaryota; Metazoa; Chordata; Actinopteri; Scatophagidae. Gene Ontology annotation, biological process: lipid transport; tissue regeneration; brain development. Gene Ontology annotation, molecular function: lipid binding. The coding region runs from base 167 to 739 and encodes 190 amino acids. The record is from RefSeq and is a predicted model, not a curated record.
CAUUUGAACAGGUGCCAACUCUCGCACUCACUCCUCCUCCUCCUCCUCAUCGCACACUUUUACAUGUAAACACAGAAAAGGGCUUAAAUGAAGCUACAGAUCUAUAAAAGACCCUCAAAUACCUGCACACUGGUACCGCUGAUUACACACAGGUCGUGGUGAUAAGAUGAAGGCCAUGCAGGUGAUUUCCUUGACUCUGCUGUCUGUUCUUGCAGCCAGCGCCCAGGUUUUGAAGUUUGGCAAAUGUCCCAAACCAGCUGUUCAGGCCAACUUUGAUGCUACCAGGUACAUCGGUAAGUGGUAUGAGAUCCAGAAGUUGCCCACGUCCUUCCAGAGAGGUGAGUGCGGCACUGCUACCUACAGCCUGAAGAGCCCUGGUGUCAUCGGAGUCCUCAACAGAGAGCUGCUCGAUGAUGGAACCAUUAAUUCUAUUGUGGGCUCUGCCAAAGUCAAGGAUCCUGCAGAGCCUGCCAAGCUCGAGGUCUCCUUCUAUGAAACAUCUCCCCCCGGUCCUUACUGGGUGCUGUCCACCGACUAUGAGGGUCACUCUCUGGUCUACGGCUGCACAGACUUCGGCCUCUUCCGCAUGGAGCUGUCUUGGAUCCUGAGCAGAGAGCCCACCUUGCCUGAGGAGACCGUGGAGGAGCUGCACAGCAUCCUGUCCUCUGUUGGCGUCAAUGUGGACAAGAUGGUCCCCACCAACCAGGACGAGACUUACUGCAGAACCAUGAACCAUUAAAUUCUCCUAUUUCAGCCAGCGAGAGUGUGGCUCAGGCCGACUUGGAGUUGUGACAUGACAUCACUGUACGCAGUGCGUUGCGUAUCUCCCCUGUCGAUGUGUUCUGAAAGUCAGUGGAAUAAACAUGUAAAAAGAAAAGCA